AUGUAUGUUCGAGAAGGCAUCCUCUUUGAAAAAGACCCAUCAGAUCAGGCCAGAAAAUUUGCUUCAUUUAUAAUUGAUGCUUUUGUUUUUCUGACUGCCUAGGCGGGGGAGAGAGACAGAGAAGUGAGCAGCCUGAACAACAAGCUCUUGAGCCUGCAAGUUGACAUCAAAAAUCUGCACGAUGUCUGCAAGAGACAGGGGAAGACCUUGCAGGAGAAUCAGCUCUGCGUGGAGGAGGCGAUGAUGAGCGGCAACCACAAUAAGAAACAAGCAUUAGCAUUCGAGGAGUCACGGUUGGAGUUUGAGCCCAGUAAACAGUGCCAUCUGAGACAACUCCAACAACUCAAGAAAAAAUUGCUAGCCCUUCAGCAAGAACUGGAGUUUCGCACUGAGGAGUUGCAGACUUCUUACUGUUCCCUCCUGCAGUAUCAGUCUGUCCUAGAGAAGCAGACUUCUGACCUGGUUCUUCUCCACCAUCACUGCAAACUGAAAGAAGAUGAGGUGAUUCUCUAUGAGGAGGAAAUGGGAAAUCAUAAUGAGAACACAGGGGAGAAGCUCCAUUUGGCACAAGAGCAACUUGCUUUGGCCGGGGACAAGAUUGUCUCCCUAGAAAGGAGCUUAAGCCUCUACAGGGAUAAAUACCAGACUUCCCUAAGCAACAUUGAGUUACUGGAGUGCCAAGUGAAGAUGUUGGAGGGGGAGCUCAGCGGGAUCGUCAGUCAGGAGCCUGAGAACAAAGGUGAUCAUUCAAAGGUGCGUAUAUACACAUCUUCCUGCAUGAUUCAAGAGCAUCAGGAGACCCUGAAACGACUGUCUGAAGUCUGGCAAAAGGUGUCUGAACAGGAUGAUCUAAUCCAGGAACUUCGAAAUAAACUAGCCUGCAGUAACGCUUUGGUUCUAGAGCGUGAAGAGGCUUUGAUAAAAUUACAAGCGGACUUUGCUUCCUAUACAGCCACCCACAGACAUCCUCCUAGUUCCUCAGAAGAUUGUGAAGACAUUAAAAAGAUACUGAAGCACUUGCAGGAGCAGAAAGACAGCCAGUGCCUGCAUGUGGAGGAGUACCAGAACCUGGUGAAGGACUUGCGCAUGGAGCUAGAGGCCGUGUCAGAGCAGAAGAAAAACAUCAUGAAGGACAGGAUGAAGCUGGAGCUGGACUUGCAUGGGCUGCGGGAGGAGACAUCUGCCCAUAUGGAGAGGAAGGAUAAGGAGGUUGCCAUCCUGCAACGGCGGCUGCAGGAGCUACAGAUGCAGUUCACGGAGACCCAGAAGCUGGGCUUGAAGAAGGACAAGCUCCUCCAAGAGAAAGAUGAAAUGCUGCAUGAGCUCGAGAAGGAACUGGCACAGGUUCAGAACAGCCUCAUGAAAAAGGAGAUGGAGUUGGAGAAGCAGCAACGAAUGACAACAGAACUUGAAAUCACCCUCCAGGAGGUGAAGCAGGAUAAGUCCAGGGCAGAGUGUGGGGCCCUGCGAGCUGAAAUCCAGAAGCUGAAAGACUGUCUCGAAGAUGCCCAACAGCAGCAGAAGCUGGCCGCUCAGCAAGCUGCCCAGUACAAAGAAGAGACCCUUCUGGCAAAGAGUAACCUGGAGGAUGCACAGAGGAAACUGCAAAGCUACCUUUUCCUGGAGAAGCAGAAGACGGAGACCAUUCAGGAGCUGCAGAGAGAGCUUCAGAAGCUGCAGAAGGAUUCCUUGAUGGCUGGAGAGGAACUCGCACCCAACAGGAAGCGGAUAGAGGAGCUGACAUUAGAACUCUCUGAGGCCCGGAGGAAGCUUGAAAGUUCAGAAAAGGAAAAGAGGCAGUUUCAGAAGACAAUGACUGAACAGGAUAUGAAGCUGAAUGAACUGCUAGAUCGUCUAAAACUCCUUCAACACCAGGUAUAA
Leptonychotes weddellii (Weddell seal) is the source of this 1881-nucleotide messenger RNA. The record is from RefSeq and is a predicted model, not a curated record. NCBI's taxonomy places the organism in Eukaryota, Metazoa, Chordata, Mammalia, Carnivora, Phocidae.